AUCUCGACCGCCAAAUCGAAUCCUCUUGAUGGUGGUUUUGGGAGAACUGCCAUGGCUUGCUGAGAUCGCGAAUCUCUGAUCUUCUGGGACGAGCUUCCAUGAGCUUCAGCUGCUACCAUGGAUAGCCUUGAUGGGAUUCCCAUUCCCCGCGAUGGGGGAGAAGAUCGAAGUGUCGGUCAUCUCGAUGGCGGUCGUUCUUCCAGAGCUUCUCAAGCUGGUAGCAGCUCUCCAGACUCUCCGACUGACUUCAAUUUCCCCUAUGCAGACACCUCCUUCACCUCCGGCUCGAGCAGCAAGCUGCCGGGGGAACAGCCCGAGUCAGCCUUGCGAAGCCUUCUCGACUUAGAAGAUGAUCUAAAAUCCCCCCGCGCGGCCUCGCCAUUCCCCCCACUGCCCUACAGUGCUCCGUCCGUCCCCGCGGCACCUAUGAGCGAGGAGGUUGAUGAAAUAGAAGAUGAAGAGCCUCAGGUUGCAACCUCCUUCGAGCGGGACUCGACACCUACCUCCGCGCAAAAGCAGCGAUCUGCGUUCUUCGACACAGGCGGCGAAGAGGGGAUCAACCGCAUGCACAAGUUCUCGCUGUACGAGACAGCUACACGAUUCUACAUGGUUGGCAUGGACUUGUCGGAUACACGGUUCCGGAUUUUGAAAAUAGAUCGGACUUCGGAGUCGGGCGAGCUGAUCAUCUCUGAGGAUGACAUCGUGUACAGCAAGCGAGAGAUGAGCCAGCUGCUGGAUACAAUUGAUGAUGGGAACAAAAGCUCGGGUGGAUUGAAGCUCAAAUGCAGUGCCUGGGCUCUGCUUGGGUUCAUUCGGUUCACGGACGCCUAUUACAUGCUCCUGGUCACAAAGAGAAGCCAGGUUGCUAUGCUCGGCGGCCACUAUGUCUACCAGAUCGAUGGAACUGAGUUGAUCUCUUUGACAACCUCCAGCUCAUCGCGCCUGCGGCCGGAGAAGAAUCCCGAGGAGGCAAGAUAUAUCGCGAUACUGAAUAAUCUGGACUUGACUAGGUCGUUCUACUUCAGUUAUUCCUACGACAUAACCCACACCUUGCAGCGCAAUAUUUGUCGUGAGCGCAAAGCUCAGCACGAUGGCCAGCCCAAACCCUUCCAACAGGACUAUAAUCCGAUGUUUAUCUGGAACCACCAUCUUCUUACACCGGCUCUCACAAAGCUGCGCAACCCUUGGGAAUGGUGUCUCCCGAUCAUUCAUGGCUAUGUGGAGCAAGCCAAACUGUCUAUCUACGGGCGGAUCGUGUACAUAACAAUCAUUGCUCGACGCUCUCGCUUCUUUGCUGGAGCUCGUUUUCUGAAGAGAGGGGCUAACGAUCUGGGUUAUGUCGCCAAUGACGUCGAGACCGAGCAGAUUGUUUCUGACAUGUCGGCCACAUCGUUCCAUGCGCCGGGUCCGCUGCUUUACUCUAACCCGCUCUACACCUCAUACGUCCAGCACCGUGGCAGUAUCCCUCUCUAUUGGACGCAGGAGAACUCCGGUGUUUCUCCAAAGCCAGACAUUGAGCUGAACCUUGUAGAUCCGUUUUACUCCGCUGCUGCUUUGCAUUUCGACAACUUGUUCGAGAGAUACGGUGCUCCGGUUUAUGCACUGAACCUGAUCAAAGCUCGGGAACGGACUCCGCGAGAAUCGAAGCUCCUCAAAGAGUACACCAAUGCUAUUCAAUACUUGAAUCAAUUCCUCCCUGAAGACAAGAAAAUAAUAUAUCAGCCUUGGGACAUGAGUCGUGCUGCGAAAAGUCGCGACCAAGAUGUCAUUGGGACUCUAGAGGAUAUUGCUGGGGACAUCAUCCCGAAGACCGGGUUCUUCCAGAAUGGUGUCGAUGCAGAAUCUGGACUUCAACUGCAGAAUGGAAUAGCGAGGACUAACUGCAUCGACUGUCUUGACCGUACAAAUGCUGCUCAGUUCGUGAUUGGAAAACGCGCACUCGGCCAUCAGCUCCACGCUCUGGGAAUUAUUGAUGGGACCACAGUGGAAUACGAUUCAGACGCCGUCAAUCUAUUCACCGAUAUGUGGCAUGACCAUGGUGACACGAUCGCCAUUCAGUACGGAGGGUCUCAUCUAGUCAACACUAUGGCUACAUACCGCAAGAUUAACCAGUGGAGUAGCCACUCGCGAGACAUGGUGGAAAGUUUUAAGCGUUACUACAAUAAUUCUUUCCUCGAUGCCCAACGUCAAGAGGCAUACAACUUGUUCCUCGGGAACUACAUCUUCUCUCAGGGACAGCCAAUGCUGUGGGACCUCUCGACUGACUACUAUUUGCAUCAUGCCGAUCCACGAUCAUGGUCAAACAAAAAACGUCCUCAUUAUAUCAAUUGGUACAAUCCGGCCAAUUUGAAGAAAUUUGAACUGCCGCCUGCUCCCAAGCCACUUAAAGACCCGCUGUCGCGCUAUGACGACUACUGGCUCGAGUAUUACCGGCCAUUGGCAGUGUCAUCAUUCUCGAAGGUUUUCUCCUACAAAAUGAAUUCAACCCUCCGGUACCUCCCUUUCCGUCCUGGAUCCGGUGCUCCAUACGACAUCAGCCCUUUUGUGCCCAGAAUUCCGCACGAACAAGUCAAUCGAGAACGUCAAGCCACCCGAACUGUGAAGAUUCAGGAACCUGACAAGGCAGCGAUUGGCCGUUCCAAUUCCACAACCUCACAAUCCAAUCAGCGUUGGUUGAACCAGCCGCUUUCCGCCGACAAACAGCUUCCAGCUGCGGGGAUCAUGAAGCAUUCUACGUACACCUCCUUCGGAACACCCUCUCAAGCCAGCACGACCCUUCAGUCGUCUCUGGAUGCCGGUACCACGCCCAGCAAAGCGCAGAUCGCCCAAUGGACCCUGGGCCAACUCGUCCAUGACUCGCUCAACCCCACCGUCACUGCCGCGGAAGCCGAAGAAUACGAACGCUACAUCAACCACCCGCUGAAAGUGCCCCUCGUCGUCACCUCCGAGAACGAACUGACCGCAACCUCCAUCCGCGAGAACGCAGCCAACCUGGACUACAUCGAGUACGCAAACAAGUGCAACGUCGAAGAAGCCACACUGGAAGCGAACGCGCUCGAGAACCUGGCCGAUUACGUCGAGUACCUCAACGUGCCUGAGACUGGGCUGACAGUCGUCGCGGAGGACUAUGAUAAGAAGCGAUACAAGCGCUACCGGCAAUGGCUGCGGGGCAAGAGUCUUUUCAAGCAACGCGUUGACAUUUGAAAAGACAGAAAAAAGUUUCACAUGCCGGGCAUGAGUCAAUUCGUGUUUUUUUGUCGUUUGAUUGAUUUUCGUCGCACUGCUACUUUAUGUUCACGAAAUGCCUGUCAUGACAUGAUACCCCUUUGCGCGUGUGCCCCACUCUCGUUCCUUGUCUGCCACAUGUUGUCACUUGUUACUACUACUUGGGUUUUGUUUCUGCCUGGCGGGCUUAUUAGAACUCGGGUGGCGUUACAUUAUUGUGCUAUUUCGAGAUACUUCGUUCCUAGAUUCAAUUGAUAUGGAGU
Messenger RNA from Aspergillus homomorphus CBS 101889, 3488 nucleotides. Its product is annotated as phosphatidylinositol-3,5-bisphosphate 5-phosphatase. NCBI's taxonomy places the organism in Eukaryota, Fungi, Ascomycota, Eurotiomycetes, Eurotiales, Aspergillaceae. Gene Ontology annotation, biological process: phosphatidylinositol dephosphorylation. Gene Ontology annotation, cellular component: intracellular membrane-bounded organelle. Gene Ontology annotation, molecular function: phosphatidylinositol-3,5-bisphosphate 5-phosphatase activity. The coding region runs from base 118 to 3204 and encodes 1028 amino acids. The record is from RefSeq and is a predicted model, not a curated record. The transcript has a single exon.